Trichomonas vaginalis G3 is the source of this 1557-nucleotide messenger RNA. RefSeq names its product phosphatidylinositol-4-phosphate phosphatase protein. Gene Ontology annotation, biological process: phosphatidylinositol dephosphorylation. Lineage: Eukaryota; Parabasalia; Trichomonadida; Trichomonadidae. Gene Ontology annotation, molecular function: phosphatidylinositol-4-phosphate phosphatase activity. The record is from RefSeq and is a predicted model, not a curated record. The transcript has a single exon. Gene Ontology annotation, cellular component: endoplasmic reticulum. The coding region runs from base 1 to 1557 and encodes 518 amino acids.
AUGGAAAAUUCUCUUCGUUACAACAGUAACUAUUUCAGAUUAUAUUUUAAAGAUGGAGGCAUUGUUGCCAUUGAUAGAGCAAAAUUGGUUAGAUUAGGUGAGGAUCCUGCCUUUAAUCCAGAGAAAGAAAAAUUUUUCGAAGAUUUUCUUGGCAUAUAUAUUGUUGACGAUGCAUUUUUCUGCGCUCUAUCACUCAAAUCAGAAGAAAUUUACGAGAAAUUUGGAAUUCGUAAGUCUACUAACUUAAUAGUUCUUCAAAUUUCAAAUGAUAAGUCUAAAGAUAAAUACUCUUCUUUGAUUCUCAACGGACUAAAGUUAUGCAAUCUUUACACAAGUAAAAAACAAGAUUUAACUCUUACACAACAACAAAAUGCGAAACAUGAAGUUACAAGAGACUUAUUUACAUGGAACUUUGAAGCCAAAUCGAAUGCUAUGAGAUUCGGACUUGAGAAUAAUACAACUAAUUUUAUCGCCGGAAACAUCGAAAAAUUCCAAACUCCAGAUUUCGAUUUUAUCCUUAUCUCAAGACGUGUAAACAAGAAUAAUGGACCAAGAUAUUGGGCAAGAGGUGCAGAUAGUGAUGGUUUUGUUGCAAAUUUCGUUGAAUCAGAAACAAUUAUCGUAAAAUCCGAUACAACAUACGCAUUUGUUCAAGUUCGUGGUUCUAUUCCGAUUGAGUGGUCCCAAUAUCCAGAUCUUAGACCACAACCAGAAGUUGUUAUCGGUUCCACAAGUAAUUGUAAAAAAGAUUGUCAAGCGCACUUCAAUUUUUUGCGCAAAUCAUAUGGUGACACAAUUGUUGGCAUCUGCUUAACGGAAAACAGAGGUCGUAAGGAAGGAAAUCUUACAAAAUUGUAUUUACAUUACGGAAAUCAAGAAAAAGGAGUGAAAGUUAUUCAUUUCCCAAUGAACACAAUUUGCAAAGGCAACAACUUCGAGAAAGUCUCCACAGUUUUACCAGAAAUCCAGAAGUAUCUCGAUGAAAUCGGAUAUUCCGAAAUUAUUUCAGGCAGAGUUACGAAAUCUCAAGCAGGAGUCGUCAGAACAAAUUGUCUUGAUAACCUUGACCGCACAAAUUACAUGCAACAAUACGUUGCAAGCCAAGUUUUGAAGGAUUUCUCACUUGAAAAUCUCAAAAACUACGCUGUUGCAUGGUCAGAUAACGGAGAUAGCAUAAGUAUUCAAUACUGUGGAACACGUUCUUUGACUGGUGAGAUUGUUAAGACAGGGAAACUCUCAUUGAAAGGAAAACUUUCAAAUGCAGUCGUUUCUACAAGGAGAUUCUUCAUAAAUACAUGGAAAGAUGGCAGAAAACAGGAUGAAUAUGAUGCAGUAAACCUCAAAACAUUACCACGUCCUGUAAAACGCGCAUUUCCUUUGAUCGAAUUUUUGGUUAUUUUGAUGUUCGCUUUCAUGACACUUAUUCGUCAUGGAAUUAUCGCAUUUAGAGGUGCUAUUAGAAAUGCUAAGGGAACUCUCGUUCAACAUCCUUCUUUCAAAGAAAUUAAAUAUCCAGAUCCAAAUUCAAAGGAUGAGUUUGAUAUCCUUAUGAAUUAA